Pocillopora meandrina is the source of this 6701-nucleotide messenger RNA. Lineage: Eukaryota; Metazoa; Cnidaria; Anthozoa; Scleractinia; Pocilloporidae. The record is from the annotation of a GenBank genome assembly.
AUGGAAGGAAAACUUACCCAUAUUCAUGAGAAAUCUCGCGAAAGAAAACCCAGCUACAAGAAAGCUGUAGGUAUCAAUUCGGUGGAGGACCAAGAAGAGACCGUAAAAUUUGAAAAUGGCCCAAACAACUCAAGUCAUGUUAUUGAUGUGUUUACGAGCUUAGAUGUUGACAACGGUUCGAGUCUAGGUAAGGUCAUUCUUGUACAAAUUCUGUAAUGGAGUUUGCUUCAUCGUGUGAAUAAGAUGUCUUUCGAAUCGAAUGAAACAGCUGAUUGUAGUCAGGUGCUACUCACGACUUCAUCGAACCAAGGUUUACAAAGUAGUGGUUUUACUGGUAAACACAGUUAAUUAUAGCACGUAUUUCUGUCAAAACAAACAAGCGUUUAAAGGUAGAUGAUUUUAGAAGAAAGCAUGUAAUCCUUAUCAUUAUGGAAACGUUUCCGAAAGAGCGAGAAUGCUACUGAUUAAGUUUUCGUUCGCGUUCAGUCAAUUGAUUUAAAGUGAAAUUAAUGAGGAAAAUUGAAAUAGCGUGAUGGUCUCUUUCAUGAAUAUUUCCCUCACCCUGAGAUUCAGUGAAUGUAAUAUCUUAGCGAGAACGUUUUACCGGAUCUUCUAGACGCCGAGAAUAUAUAAUUUAACCUAAUUUAAACGAGAAGGUGUCUUCGAUUUGCGACUUAAAGCAUCUCUCUUUAAUAUUCAAUUUUGGCACGACAAAGAUAAACUUUAAUAUUCAUAAACUGCAUUAGGCUGCUUAUUUUUCCCAACCCUAUUACCACCAUUGUAUUGAGUUUUAUAGUUAUGACAAUUUUUUGAGCUACCAAACGCGUGAUAGAAAUAAAAAAUAAAAUCUAUCCAUGCAGGCCCGUUAGUUUUUUUUCUUUGGUUGAUGUCAGCAUUUAAUUGAUGCAAUACCUCGCCAAUUUUAAGCUUGGCCGACUCGAUUUUGAAAUAAUUAUACAAAAUAUAGAUACGUACUCGAAGACUAUUAUGCUAUGCUACAUUAUGCUCCGUCAUUACAAUGUUUGCUCCCACAAUGACUUUUCCUUCGCAAAGGGGUGCAGCUCAGCGUUAAGUUCUUCACACAGGAUUAUAAUCAACGAUAGGUACAGUUAAAAAGUUGAGCUUCAUUUGAAAAGAACUAGAUUACCAUUUUGGUCCACCCGAACAGGAAAAGUUCCACCGUAAGGUCAAGUAUCGAACACUAUAAUUCGUCGAACCAAUUCAGAGCGGCAAGAAUAAAUCUUUCGGUCUGUAGGAUUUCAAACAAGGCAUUUUUUUUUGUUUACCCAUCAAGUUCGAUUCGUGAAAAGAUCGAAGCUUAUCCCACAGUCCAUCUUCGUACGUUUUAUCAAUAUUUGACUCAACUCAACUGCUUCAAUCGUCACACUUAACAUGGACUUAAUUCUCCCAUUCUGGUUUGUGUCUUGUGAAGUUCGACGUUUGAACUGGGCCUUGAUUCCUCUCCCGCUAUGUAAACAAGUAUGUUGUGGUUUAAUUUUAUCCUUGGUUCAAAUCCUAUUUUCCUUUGUUCAAACUCAUUAUCAUACAUUACAAUACCCAAAAACAAAAGAAAAUAAAAUUUGAACCAAGGAUAAAAUUGAACCACAACAAGUAUGUUAGAAAACACCUAACAAAAUAUAUGUGAUCAUUCGAUAAAGUGCUAACAGUCAGAAGAGAGAUCAAAAUUUUCCAACAAUUCUUUUUCUUUUCCGGCUGAGCUCUCAUGGUUUUUUUCACGUCAUAUCGUUUUGUAAAGCGUUUUAAUAUUUCACCUGUCGCUGGUACAGUCUUUCUUAACCAUCAGCUACGCUGGAAUCUUUUUUGAACAUGAGGUACGAUCCUCCAAUAUAACUCGAAAAAAUUUCGCCUCGUUCGGCUAGGGACUAACCGUUGAUAAUUUUAAGGACCAUAGAGUUCUUUUUGUUUGUUUCUGCUCUUAAGAUUUGACCGGUCGGGUGUUUCUUAAUGACAAUCUAAUUGGACUGCUUUAUUGAACAAUCGUGCAGUGUGAUUUGGUAACGUUUAAAAUGUACAGCAACAAACACUGCUUAGUAUGGUUAAAAUUUCGGCCGAUAAACACUUCUUUAGUUGGAGUUAAGGAGCGUGGAUGGAGAUACCGUGUUAAUUAUUGGUAAAAAUCAAAUAUUCUUAUGAAGUGCUUCCCCUUGGUAUCUUCAGAACAAUAUUUUAAGAUUACAUGGUUACAUGUGACUACGGUUUUUUCUUAUCGGUUCUCUUAACACCAGCUUAUUUGAAAAAUUUUGGGCUUUUUUACUUCUUAGAAAAAACCAACGUUGAGAAUAAUCCAGUGAAAACGUUCUACAUUCAAGAUAGUCCUCACGCAAAAGGUGAAGGUGCAAGAAGAGAAAAGUGGAGUGAUUUUGCAGAAAGCUCAAGCCUUCAUGGCCUCAGAAACGUUUUUGUUCGGUCCUCUCCUUAUGUGCGGAUAUUUUGGCUUGUUCUCUUGCUGGCUUUCACUGCCUGGGUUCUUUAUUCGAUGUACAGCAGCAUUUAUAAGUACUUCCAGUACCCCAUUGCUACAGUCAUUAGAAUCCGUUACCCAGAAGAGGGAAUGCGAUUUCCUGCGGUUAGUUUGUGCCCAAUGACAUCGUUUACGAGGACUAAAAUUUUCAUGACAGACGAUAAUCCACAGUUUGAAUCACUAGGGCUGGACUUACCCUCCUGCAAAGCAACAGCGCAUGUCAGAAAGGGGAGGCCCUGUGGGGAGGCCUUGCUGUGCUGUUGCUCAGAUCACAGCGCCGAGGACGUUUCGGUGGCUCUCAGUAAUUGUACCGAUGACUACAAGAAGGAACUCCAGGAGAUCAUUCGGAAAGACAAGAAAUUGUUCGAUGACAAAAAAUUCCAACAAGCCUAUGGUCCAAGUCUGUGGCGAAUGAUCAUUCCCGGGACGUGUAUUUUUGCUGCACUGCGGAAUGGAGGUUGCACUUACAAAGAUUUUAUCCCCACUAUGAGUGACCAUGGGGUGUGCUUCACAUUCAACUCCGGGAGGGAUGGCAAGGAAGCAAUGAACGUAUCUUAUGGCGAUACAUCUACCGGUCUGUCGAUGAUAUUAGACCUCAAUUUGAAUGACCACUUAGUUGGGGCUUUCUCUGAGGGCAUCCGGAUCAUUGUCCAUGAUCAGGGUGUUUACAUAAACCCCGCCAAAAAUGUCCUGGUGGCUCCAGGGAGUUAUGCUCAGAUCAGUGUCAAACGGAAGGAGGUAAUAAAAAAACUGUAUAUAACUAUUAAUAAUCAACCCAAAGUCGUAUAAAGAGGGGAAAGGAGUGUGUUGAAUCCACCCUUUCAAACUCCACUUCUCAAAUAUAAGUUAUGAAUUUUGAAAUCUCUGUCCAAUAUCUAGCAUAUUAAAGGUGUAACACCCUGAAAACGAUUUGUUCAGUUCGCCAAAUAAGCCGAGAAACUACCAGGAUCGACUUUACAUAAGUGACCAAUCAAAAAGUACCAAAGGUCACCAUUCACUUACUCAGACUUGCAUCGUACAGCUAUUUGCAGUAGCACCUUAGACGGAGGAAAGUCCUGUCUCAUGGUCUGUUCGUUUGUUUUUGUUUCAAAGUAUACAAACAAGAGAUCGCCCUAUGAAACAAAAUGCACCGACAACAAAAAGCUUAAAGGUUUUCCAAAGUACGACUCUGACGGAUGUUAUUACGAAUGUAUAUCAAAUGAAACAGCAAGGAAAUGCGGCUGUAGAUUACCAAGUGAUCCUGGUAAGGAAAAAAACUGCUUAAGCUCUCCUUGAUGUUGUCAUUUCUAUUCAUCCCUUCUUUUUUUGCCGUUUGAAUAUUCUUCGCUAAUUUUGUUUUAUCAAUUUAAUGGAUCUCUUUACUCUAUCUAAGUGAUUGGUGUGCGUUUACACUGUCCUUUAUGUUAGGGAAAUAUAAUGGAGAUUGAAUGAUCGACCAUUGGACACGUUGGCACUUUUAAUGUAACUCAAAUUUAUCAAUAUAAAUGCAGGGUGAUCAGUUAGGAAAAAAGUAGCUUACAGCUUGUGGGUGUAGUUGGGAUGUAGUACAAACAACGCAGGAACUCGUGUUAGUAUACCGUAUGGUUUACGUUUAUGUAAUUGAUCACUUGUAUUAUGGGCGUGGUGUUCCUAUCAACGUUGGAAGAUAACAUCUUGCGAGGACUUAUGGAAUUUCAUAGAAGAGUAGUGUUGAUUAUCCGGCAUCGUAUUGUUAAGAACUGUGGGAUCAUUUCCUUUUCAUGAAAUGGUUUAAUGAUGAUGAUAUUUGUUUUUUCUCAGAUCGCUUAAUUAACGAUCGGAUCUGCUUCAGGGAUGACGGACCUUGCCCUAUCGACGUAUUUUCUGGUUGGUAAAAUAAACAGGCUAUUUCCUUCCAUCUCGCCUCCUGUUGUUUGUCUGGACUCCUCAAUUAAUGUGUGUUGUUGUUCUUCGGUGGUUGGGUCUGACUGUGCUGUGCCACAGCACAGUCAGACCCAACCACCGAAGAAUAACGGUCUGUCUGCCUCUCUGUCAGUCUCUCUGUCUGUCUUUCUGUAGGCCUGAUCAAGGCUGUUUCAGACAAACGUUUUUUUGAUAUGAUAUUGUGAUUUAUUACUCUGAAAAUCGAUUUAAUAUCGUCAAUCACCUCUUCCAAGAACAUUUCCUCUCAGGGCUACCCUCACCUGGAUGAUCAUACUACACGAUCAAAUGUUCUCUAUCUCCGGGUUCAAACCAUUAGCUUUAUGGUCACAAUAUACAGGAAAAUGGGUUUGAGGACUGGUAUCCACUUUAUAUGAAAUUAUUGGCCAAAAAAAUGAAGAUUCAUACAUAAUAAUAAACAAGCGUGCGUUGGAUAUGAGAUGAUAGAUAGCCAACGAGGCCCGUAGGGCUGAGUUGUUUUAAACACCGCAUAUCCAACGCGUGAGUGGAAUAAUUGUUUUAUUAAAUCUUCCCAACUUUACUUUGUAAGAACAAACGGAAUGUUUCAAAAACAGUUUAAGUCCAGUUUAACUCGUCUUAAUUUGCGUGCAUGGUAUAAUGGCUCAUAACCCAUGGUGGCCAAGCCAAUGUAAACUCUUGAAUUGCAUUAUCCAAUGAUCCAGUUUUUAAUAAUGUAUAAUAACAUGCAAUCAUAUGUAUUAUCUGAUACAGAGAUGUUGGCAGGUACUUUAAAAUGUGACUGUCCCCUCGCUUGUGACGUGGUCAGUUACGAAACAACAACAACUACUGCGGCUUUUCCGAACCCAUCACUCAUAAAAAUAUUGCAAACGAGAGGAUAUAACAGGACAGAUGACUAUCUGAGGUAUGUCAAAUGUAGCUAGACUGCUGAAUAGUAUGUGAAACAUUCGAUGGAAGUAAGUAAAAAAGUGAAAACCUAAGUGUUAUAACUUGUUGUGCAACUAUUUAGUUUAUGCUUCUAAAUUAUGAACUUUUUAUAACAAUUUCUGUAGUUCUAUGAAUCGAGUGCGGCCCAUUUGUUGCUAGUUUUUUUUCGUGUGUGCAUUGUUUUAUUGUGAUCAGUAGUUUUGUUCUUACAUUUUGUUCACCUAUCCUCACAUUUUCUUCUUGGAAUGAUUUUUUGCUUGCACAACUCCGAGAGCAGCAACCCAAAAAAAAUUGAAGCAGAGUAGCUGCUAUGGAUUGAGGGAACUUGCCCACUUACGGACACAGAUUUGCAUUCAUGUGUCAUGUAUUACGAUAUCUUAUGACGCUGUAUAUAUGAUAUGUAUAGAAAACUCGGAUUUUUUUUUAAAAUUUUACUAUGAUGUCUUUAUAUUUUUAUCUCUGUGCGUUUUUUCUUUGCAGAAAGAACCUGAUCAACCUCCAAGUUGCUUACACAACAAAUAGUUAUGAGGUUCUCAAGCAGAAGUCACAAUAUGAUAGUGGGGCACUCAUGGGUAAGUUGGUUUCAGUUAUUCUCACGUUUUUUUGAAGAACAUUAACAUUUGAGUUCCUUGAUAAUCGUACCGGAACAUGCUGAGAAGUUGGUCCGGCUGCAGUAGUAGUUCAUGAGCUUGAUAUAAUUACCGUUUUUCUGUGGGACAUCUUUACAUGAGUUUGUUUCCCUAGUGAAAAAAAAAAUGCAUCCUUUUCAUCAAGGAUGGUUUUUCGUCAAGCUCCGACACCAAUCUCCGAUAUACAUCUAAUGGAAGUACCAAUCAGAUGAAAGGUUAAAGUCGUCACUAACUAAUAAUAAAAAUAGACAACCCGCCUAAAGCGCGGGAAAAUAAUAGUUUCCAAGUUGGAAUUGGCUUUGGUUUGGCAUUUGAUUGGUUGAGAAGGUGGCGCGAGUUUUUUUAGACCAAUCACUGAACCAAAACCAGAGCAAUCCAGGAUCACGUUCGAUACUCAAUUGAAUACUACUCUAUUCCAAGGGGGUUUUAUUCUUAAGUUAUCUCCAGAACACUCCCGAUUUUUAUAUGUAAAUCUUUUUCUCAAAAUAGGCAAUGCUUUGUCGCGAAUCUUUCCGCCUUAGACAUCAGAUGUAGCCUCCAUUCCUUGUUAGUCAUAACAUUCAUGUAACACUGUGUCAGUGGUUGAAUUCAAGUUGCUUACUUCAUGGAGGUAAUCAGUUGAAGCAAACGCCAUUUACUCACAGUGAUCUGAACAUUUUUCGUAGGAGAAAUUGGGGGCAAUCUUGGAUUGUUUCUCGGCUGCAGUAUUCUCACCAUUAUUGAGUUUAUCGACUUCGCCAUAUACUUGUACCGCACUCGAAACAAGAAGAAAUCCUAACACUGAG